Dichotomopilus funicola is the source of this 804-nucleotide messenger RNA. RefSeq lists its product as uncharacterized. The coding region runs from base 1 to 804 and encodes 267 amino acids. Lineage: Eukaryota; Fungi; Ascomycota; Sordariomycetes; Sordariales; Chaetomiaceae. The transcript has a single exon. The record is from RefSeq and is a predicted model, not a curated record.
AUGGCCAUGCGCUUGAUUCCGGCAGUCUUCGGGAAUCAACCCGAGGAUCCGGUAGAAACCUUCUUCCGCCGCCUACCCUCGCCCAUAGACCACUACAGAGAAUGGCUGAAUCCACAUGCUUCCGAAAAGAACAAACCUACGUGGCAUGAUGGAAUAAUUGCUGCGCAGCUAUUCAUGCUUAGCGCCGAAACGCACGAGUCGAGCGAUCCCGAUUACAGCCGACUUCUCCCACACAUCCGAACUGCCGCGUCGGCCGACGCGCCAACUGACCAGCUGUACGAGCAACUCGGGGCCUUGGCGCUUGAGAAGGACAUUGCUGGUGAUGACCACAGCUACAAGGCUCAGCAUCUCCGUUAUGCCCUGUGGAUGGCGCAGGGUCGGAAGGAUGAGACAUCGCCGUUCCCGAUUCCGAAUGUCCAAUUGCCGGAGCUAGACAACUACAUGAUACCAGCAGGGCCUGACCUGCCGUACUCCCUGGCUACACUGGCUCCCUCCUUUUCGCCGAAAACAUGUGCUCAGUGCGAAAAACAGGGCGAGAUACUCAAAUGUUCCGCCUGCAGGAUGCCAGGGCCGGGAACCGAUACGCUCGCCACGGCGUACUGCAGCCGGACGUGCCAGGCCAACCAUUGGCCGGAACACAAAGCACGAUGCAAGGACCUACAACAGUUCUACCGGGCAGCUGCCAUGUAUCAGCAGAUAUUUGACCACUUCUUGGCCGAAACCUACACCUUGCAGCCGAUAGAGAUGACGGAGCGGAACGGGGUGGCCAUGAUGAAGGAGGAAAGCGGGGAAUCCGAAGUCUAG